GUCGAGAGAGGCUCUUUUAUUCUCUUGAUCAGUUCCUCCCUCCGCCACUCGAAUUAGCCUUUGCUGACCGACCCCCAGGAAACCAGAAGGAGAAAAAUCUAAGAACUGAGGUUUGGUUGAGUUUGUUCGAUCCAGAGAGCGAGAGAGAGAGAGAGAGAGGAGAUGGAAGGGCACAGGAGAAUUGGGGUGGCAGUGGACUUCUCGCCAUGCAGCAAGAAGGCGUUGAAGUGGGCGGUGGACAACGUCGUCCGCGCCGGCGAUCACCUGAUCCUCAUCACCGUCUGCCCCGGGGGCAACUACGAGGAAGGCGAGAUGCAGCUCUGGGAAGCCACCGGCUCUCCUCUUAUCCCUCUGAUUGAGUUCUCUGAUCCCAUCAUCAUGAGGAAAUAUGGGGUGAAGCCCGAUCCGGAGACGAUUGACAUCGUCGGCACUCUCGCUGCGCAGAAGGAGGUUGUGGUGGUUAUGAAGAUCUACUGGGGAGAUGCUCACGAGAAGAUAUGCGAAGCGAUCGACAAAAUCCCCCUGAGCUGCAUCAUAAUCGGAAACAGGGGCCUCGGCAAGCUGAAGAGGGUCAUACUGGGGAGCGUGAGCAACUAUGUCGUGAACAACGGGUCUUGCCCUGUGACCGUCGUGAAGAGCGGAGAAUACGAGACCUAAUCGGUUCGCGUACUCUUCUCGUGUUUUGAUCAAGAAAUAAGUUCACCUGCAUUCUCUAGCUGGUCAGGUUACCCGUCCUCGGGUAUAUAGGAACCAUGGAAAGUAAAGUUUUUGCUGUUGUGAUGCUGCGGCGAAGUUGUGUAUGAAUUUCAUGGUUGGGUGUAUAUGUCUGUUCUUCAGUUUCUGCAAAGUAAAGACCCAAAAAAUUUGAUCUUGGACCCCUUUGGUGUGUAUGUCUGUUCUUCAGAUUUUCUUGCUUUUGGUAUUGAAAGAUGCAUGCCAUGUGCACAAAUAUUGGCCAAUACAAUUGAGACUUGA
Messenger RNA from Rhodamnia argentea, 975 nucleotides. RefSeq names its product universal stress protein PHOS32. The transcript has 4 exons. Lineage: Eukaryota; Viridiplantae; Streptophyta; Magnoliopsida; Myrtales; Myrtaceae. The record is from RefSeq and is a predicted model, not a curated record. Bases 163 to 657 code for a protein of 164 amino acids.